This is a messenger RNA of Symbiodinium sp. CCMP2592, 2664 nucleotides long. The record is from the annotation of a GenBank genome assembly. Lineage: Eukaryota; Dinophyceae; Suessiales; Symbiodiniaceae.
AUGCCCACGGCUUCCAUGAGGGCCUCCCUGUCCUCAGUACGGGCCGGUUCUGCCCACUCCUACUGCCGAGGAAAUACGGGUAACUUGCUUCUCCCACGCACCGACCGCAGCCGUCGGCACCUUGCUGCUUUUGUGGGCACACCGCCUGGGGCUCCCAUUCUCGAACCGUGCCCCGUCCCUUUCUUGGUUGACGAAUGGCUGCAUGGGCCGCUCUUGCAUGCUCGGCUUGCCGCCACCUUGGGCUUCCCUGCCGGUGUCUUCUCUGUCUCAGCCAUCCGUGGGGUCCUUCCCGGCCUGCCAAGUGAGCAGCUCCUUCUCACUCCGGCUACCUGUUCAUGGCGUCAAGUCUGGCUGCCGGUUGACCUUCGGCCGCUGGGAGGCCGCAUCUGCAUGCUUAUGUGCCCCCGUGACUCUACAUGCAGGGCCAUUGCGGUCCUCGCUCUCGCCGCUCAGACGCUGCAGACUGAGGUUGACCUUCUGCUUGCUAAGUGCUCCUGGGGAUGGUUGACGCUUAUGUCCCAGCCCCUCCUUUUGCAGGACGUCGACACUCUGCAAUUCCAGAUUGGCCCAGCUGCGGAUGCGUUGCAAGGACCUGUCGGUUCCUCCUUGGACCCGCCCCUUUCGUUGUUCUCGGCCAUGCAGGUGAGCCUCCCGACGGCACCCUCAGCCCACGAAGCCUUCCCGGGUCACUCACAUAACCAAGCUGUUCUCAUCACCCCUAAUGGACUGGUCUAUGUCGAAGCCCCCGUGUUUGCUGACGCAGCCACGUUUCGGCGUAUUGUCCUCACCAGCAGUGUCCCGAUUGUUGUCAUGUUCUUCCCACAUGUCUUCCGUCAAGAUUCCUCCUCCUCCUCGGAGGACCAGGUAGGUGGCUGGGACACCCCGGGUACUUCUGACACUAUUUCGGCGUUGCAGCACACCCUGUUGCCCUCCCCUGCUAGGGCUUCCACGUCUACCGCCUUGCCCGCAUGUACUGGAGUCACCCCGUCUGAGUUUCUCAAUACCUCCCCUCCCAGUGCCAGGGAGCCGGCUGCCGAGCCUGACUCUGCUUCCUCAUCGGCCGUUAGCCAACUCAGCGGCACGCGGGGUAUUCUCUUGACGGCUUGUGUGCUGCGUGGGCUGCAUCAUGACAUCGGGGGACUCCUUGCCUGGGGUGCGUGCCUCGUCAUCUCCUGUGGGAUGCCUGGUAAUGCCGUCCAGAUGCACAGUGCACCUGCCACUCCGAGGGAUGUUGUGGUUUCAGCUAGCAGGGCUCCCGACCGUCAGGUGGCAGCCCCAGCCGGUGCCCACACGCAUUUACAGGCCAGGUGGCUUCAGGUUGGCGACUUUGGCGAUGGGCCGCUUUGGUCAGCUCUUCCCUCCGCCAGUGAGGUGUUCCUCAUCACCUGCCGCCUUUGGUGGCCCGGAUCUUCGGUCCGCCUUGAGUUUUCCAACACUGAUAGUGCUCGCGACGCUGCAGCCGAGCUAUACCGUCAGGCCAUCCGACUUGGUCGCCCCCAGAUUGACUACAGUGCUGAUCAUGUUAUUGCGGCUGCGCAGACCGCGGCUGCUUCGGCUGACGUCCAGAUCCUUCGGGGCACUGCCCAUCGGCUUCGCCAAGGUGACGUGGUAAGAGUGCUUGUCAGCGCAGAGGCGCGCACCCUAGACUUUUCAGCCUUUGUUCUUCCACAUCAUGCUGGCACUGCCUCGCGCUGGCUUCAGGAAGGUCGGAUCGUGUCGCUGCUCCACCCUGUCGCAGGUGUGUUAUCCUUCGAGGUCCCGCGUGCAUGCGACCUUGAUGCUUCUGUGCUGGGUGCGCUGCUGCGCAGCGUUACCCCAGGCCAGCAUGUCUUCGUUGAGCUGCCCGGAGCUGACCUUCUCCCUCAUGCCGCCUUCGUUGCUGCCUUCCCUGGCCAGGAUUGUGUCACCUAUCGGUUGACAGAUGCGUCCGACCCCUCCGCUGUGGGUCUACACUUGGCCUUCUCUGGAGUCUUUGAGUCUUUCCCGGCCUUCCUGGAAAGCCUUCUCCGCAGCAACCGUCCCGCCGCGGCUCUGCUUCGGAGGUUGCAGCCCUUCGGCCUUUCUGUUCUAACCUGGGAAUGCACUUCCUUUCCUGGUCGGGCUGACUGUCGGUACUGGCAUGUUCACGUGCAGGCUGACUUCGCACGGGCCCGGGAGCACCUUUUGAGCAUCAGCUGGGAGCCGAGACUUGUUCGCACGCCUCCGCCCCUUCCUCCCCCUAGGACUCGGGUUUUCCAUAGCAUAGGUUCCCAAACUAAUGCCCCCUUCAUCUCUGCCAGCACGCCGGCUGCUGUACUCCAGGCACCUCCGUCUAUUUGCGGUGCCGGCGUUACACCCGACUCUGCGUCCGAACUCGUGGACCUCUGGUGCGAUGCAUGGCACGUCAAGUGUUUGGUUGCCUGUUUGCCUGGAUUCACUGUAUGGGCUCUUCGAGAAGGGAGCCGACUCUACGGCAUGUGCACCCCUGCCCCCUCCUGGGAAGCCGUCGCACAGGCCCUAUCCCUGUCCCUCUGGGAGCUCCCACAGACGUUUCUGUCCAGCGACAGCCGUGUUUGGCCGUUCCCACGUGACCUCACAGGUGUCGCGAUGCAGUGUGUCAGCGUCGGGUACGACUCUCCCGAAGGGGUUUCCCAAUUGGUGCGCAACUGCGAGGCCGACGCCUAG